Molecule: messenger RNA, 1497 nt
Organism: Micromonas pusilla CCMP1545
Lineage: Eukaryota; Viridiplantae; Chlorophyta; Mamiellophyceae; Mamiellales; Mamiellaceae
Product: glycoside hydrolase family 13 protein
Exons: 2
Coding region: 1-1497 (498 amino acids)
Biological process (GO): carbohydrate metabolic process
Source: RefSeq, a predicted model, not a curated record
AUGAACCUCGACGCGUGGGGCGCGCCGCCGCAGAUCCGGUCGUUCCAGGGCGGUCACCUCCGCGGCAUCACCCAGAACCUGGACCACAUCCAGUCCCUGGGCGUAAACUGUCUCUACCUCACCCCGGUGUUCCUCUCCACGGCGAACCACCGGUAUCAUCCGAGCGACUUCUUGAAGGUGGACCCGAUGCUCGGCGGCGAGGACGCGUUCAGAGAGCUCGUGGACGAGUGCCACGCGCGCGGGAUGCGUUUCGUGUUGGACGGCGUGUUCAACCACACCGGCCGCGGGCACUGGGCGUUCACCUCGCUGCUCGACGCGCAAGAGCAGUCGCCGUACAGAGAUUGGUUCCUUCCCAAGUCGUUCCCGGUGCGCGCGUACGACGUCGAGCGCUACCACGUCAACUACGAGUGCUGGUGGGACCUGCCCGACCUCCCGAAGCUGAACUUCGACAACGCGGGCGUGAGACAGCACGUGUUGGACAUCGGGAGGUACUGGGUCAAGGAGUUUAACAUCGACGGGUGGCGUCUGGAUUACCCGAUCGAGAUUCCGCCGGCGUUUUGGAAAGAAUAUCGCGCGGUAUGCCGCGAGGAAGCCCCGCACGUCGUGACCGUCGGCGAGCUGUUCGGGAUAAACCCGCAAGCCGUCGGCGAGGGCGGGCACUUCGACUCGCUCAUGAACUACUCGUUCGGGACGUGCGCGUUGGGUUUCGUCGGCGGCGGCGUGGAGCUCAGACAGGACGACGCCAUCGGCGGGGAUUACCAAGUCAUACCUCUGGACGCGGACGGAUUCCGGGCGGAGUACAGCCGCGUGUGCGGGGCGUACCAGAGCGCGCACGCGGACAGCAGAGACGGCGGGUUAGGAUUCGGCAGCGCGCACCCGUCGAUGUUGAUGAACUUGUUCGACUCGCACGACACCGCGCGCGCGAUGUGGAUGCUCGGCGGGGACGGUAAGGCGCUCAGGCUGCUGAUUCUCAUGAUGGCGUGCGCGCCCGGGCCGCCGAUGAUGUACCAAGGCACGGAGGUUGGCCAGAUCGGCGCGCUCGGUUUGGAAGGCAGCGGCCGCGACCCGCACAAUCGCGAGGCGUUUCCGUGGCAUAAAAAAGACGAGUGGGACGCGGAGACGCUCUCGUUCGUUCGCGCGACGGGGCGGAUGCGAAACGACACGUACGCGCUGCGAAGAGGCGGGCUGCGGUGGCGAGACGCGCGCGGGGUGGCGUCCGGGGAUCCGAACCCCGCGCUCAUCGUCUGGGAGCGGUUCUUCGACGACGCGACCGACGGCGACGACGCGCUCUGCGUGUUUCACGCCGGCAGAGGGAACCCGUCCGGACCGACGACUGUGGACACCGGGUUCGGACCGUGCGUCAAACUGUUCGCGCUGAUUCACAGCGGCGAGCGCGCUGCUUUAGGGGAAGACGCGCUCGUGACGGACGCGGACGGGAGGAUCACGAUCGACAUGGACGCGCAGAGCGGAUUGGUCCUCGUCCCGGCGCGAGGGUGA